Molecule: messenger RNA, 1329 nt
Organism: Camellia sinensis
Lineage: Eukaryota; Viridiplantae; Streptophyta; Magnoliopsida; Ericales; Theaceae
Product: 26S proteasome non-ATPase regulatory subunit 14 homolog
Molecular function (GO): protein binding; metallopeptidase activity
Source: RefSeq, a predicted model, not a curated record
UCUCUGAAGAGUACCAAUUCGAGCAGCAAUCUUGCUAUCAAAGAAAUCGAAUUCCGAUCGGAGCGAGAGAAUGUCAGGGAUGGAGAGAUUGCAGAGAAUGUUCGCCGGUGCCGGAGGAGCGUUGGGACACCCGCCGCCGGACUCUCCGACUCUCGAUUCAUCGGAGCAAGUCUACAUCUCUUCGCUUGCCCUCCUUAAAAUGCUCAAGCACGGUAGAGCCGGAGUUCCUAUGGAAGUGAUGGGAUUGAUGUUGGGUGAAUUUGUGGAUGAGUACACUGUUCGCGUCGUUGAUGUAUUUGCGAUGCCGCAGAGUGGUACUGGUGUCAGUGUCGAAGCGGUCGAUCAUGUUUUUCAAACUAAUAUGCUUGAUAUGCUUAAACAAACUGGAAGGCCGGAAAUGGUGGUAGGAUGGUAUCAUUCACAUCCUGGAUUUGGCUGUUGGCUCUCUGGUGUGGACAUCAAUACUCAACAGAGUUUUGAAGCUUUGAAUCAACGUGCUGUGGCAGUUGUGGUGGAUCCCAUACAAAGUGUUAAGGGGAAGGUGGUCAUUGAUGCCUUCCGCUUAAUUAACCCACAAACCAUGAUGCUUGGCCAAGAGCCAAGGCAAACAACGUCCAACCUUGGACAUUUGAACAAGCCAUCCAUUCAAGCAUUGAUCCAUGGGCUGAAUAGGCAUUAUUACUCAAUAGCCAUUAAUUACAGGAAGAAUGAACUUGAGGAGAAAAUGCUACUGAACCUGCACAAGAAGAAGUGGACUGAUGGCUUGACACUGCAACGAUUUGAUACCCAUUCCAAGACCAAUGAGCAGACUGUUCAGGAGAUGCUAAACCUCGCUAUUAAAUAUAACAAGGCAGUGCAGGAAGAGGAUGAGUUGCCACCAGAAAAACUAGCAAUUGCGAAUGUGGGAAGACAGGAUGCCAAAAAACAUCUCGAAGAACAUGUCUCCAACUUGAUGUCAUCAAACAUAAUUCAGACUUUGGGCACCAUGCUCGACACAGUUGUGUUCUAGGGUUCAGUGUUUGAUUCUCCACAGGAUUGCAUUUUAGUGGCACUUAAAAAGUUGAAAACAAUGUGGGUAUGAUUGGAACUCCUUGAACUGCUAGAAAUGUUUCAUUAUUUAGGUAGAAUCAUAGGUGGAACAAAGCUUAUGUGGGUAAGCAAUGCUAUCAUGAAAUAGUUUUUAAUCUUAUUCAAUUGUCUCUUCCUGAUUUGUAUUUCUAGCUUGGUUUGAUUUGAAUAUUCUCCUAAGCUACAUUCGUUGAAUGUUUGUAUUUCAUUAAAGAAAGUGACAGCUGUGACAUUUAAGAAGUCAAUUCAUUUGGCUUUUAA